Siniperca chuatsi (mandarin fish) is the source of this 2673-nucleotide messenger RNA. RefSeq lists its product as uncharacterized. The transcript is spliced from 4 exons. Gene Ontology annotation, biological process: regulation of transcription by RNA polymerase II. The coding region runs from base 173 to 1657 and encodes 494 amino acids. Lineage: Eukaryota; Metazoa; Chordata; Actinopteri; Centrarchiformes; Sinipercidae. The record is from RefSeq and is a predicted model, not a curated record. Gene Ontology annotation, molecular function: RNA polymerase II cis-regulatory region sequence-specific DNA binding; DNA-binding transcription factor activity, RNA polymerase II-specific.
CUCUCAUCUCGUGAUGUAACUGGCGCGCCUGCGCCAGUAGAGACACGCCCCUUCUUUCUGCAAGCCAUGUGGCUGUCGUUGGUAAAUAAAGAUCUAUGCUAAUUUUUAACUUCCAUUUUACUCUGAUUUGUUUUGUACAAACGCUGACUUCUACACAGUCGGAGCAGCCAAAAUGUCGGCGGGCGUCGUGAACCUCCAGGCGCAGGUGGAGUCGGUGCUGGGAGCGCUCGUCAAAGCGGCCACGGUGGAGCUAACCAAACUGUUCGAGAGCAGGUAUCGAGCCACGGCGCUGGAUGUGGACGUGGGCCGCACUGAGGACAAAAAUCAAAAUGAAACCUUGGAGACACUGGAUAGUUUGUCGACUGGGGACACAAAACGCAGCAUCGGAGUGCAAGUGGACGAGGACAUUAGUCCGCCGUUGGAGCUUUGUGGCCCCCCUCUCCUCUCAGAUGGUGAUUGUUUGAGGGAGGUAGAGGAGGAGGAGGAGGAGGAAGAGGAGGAGGAGGAGGGGUGUCUCUUUCCAGAAAUCCUCCUGGCUGAAGAUGAUGGUCAAGUUGACCCCAAAUGGUCGCCUGGGAAGGAACAGGUCAGUGAGAAUUUACAGGUUGUGACGCAGACUGUGGGCAUGGUGGAGUUGAGCAGGUUUGCCGCAGAGUCUCCAGCUGACGGUGAUCCUCAAACAGAAGUUGUUUUGCAUGUCUCUGCAGAAACAAGGACAGAGACGUUAAGACAUGGAUCUACACAAAGCUCUCCAACUAAACAGAAGCCUCUGGUGAUCCAACCAGAUACGCGUAAUAUCAUUUCUGGGGAGAAGAUUAAGUUUGUUUGCCCGUUGAUCCUUAAGCCAGAGUCUCCAGCUCCCAAACCCGACAGCACAGAGAAGCCCGUUCAAGCCGAGCCUCAGCCAGCCUGUGUCAGCACCGCCAAGGGCACUGCCUACAGUCCGUCCCCCUCUGAUGGAGCUGUGACUCCUGCUCAGGUUGGGGUUUGGGAACGGAUCCACACGCCAAAGGAGAUGAAGAACAAUCUCCACAUGACGCUGAAACUGACCUCUCCAGACCAAAAGCUGAUGCGUCCCUGUGCGGUACAACUGGUGAACGUGCUCACAGUGCCUGAGUCAGAGAUGAAGCUCCAGGAUGAUGCUAAAGGGCAUGACGCUAACAACAAAACUGGCUGGCCUCUGCCCAAAGACCUCCGCCGCCACCAAGGUCUUCACACAGGCCAUCGCCUCUGCUGCUUCACCCCCUGUGGAAACGGCGUUUGGCGGCUUCAGAAGGUGGUCACCCACUCCCGUGAUGGAUACGCUUGCAGCAUCUGCGGGAAGACGUUCAAGCGGAGGAAGAUUCUCCGGCGGCACGAGCGCUUUCACACUGGAGAGAAACCAUACUCGUGUUCGGUGUGCUCAAAGACGUUUGCACUGAGGAAGAGCCUCCGCCGCCACUUGAGGUUCCACACGGGGGAGAGGCCGCACACCUGCACGCAGUGCAGCAAAAGCUUCCGUCUGCGAGACAAUCUGAAAGCACACCUGAGGUUUCACACUGGAGAGAAGCCUUUCAGCUGUUCCACUUGUGGUAAGAUGUUCAGGAUCAUGAAGAAUCUGGAGAAACACCAGUGUGGAUUCUUUGUUCCCUCAUUCAGGACGAUUGCUGGCUUGUAGCUGUGGAAAAAGUGGCCGGUUGUGGUGGUGGUUGCGCCAUUUUCUACCUCAGACUGAAGACACUGUAUCGCAUUUGUAGAAGACUGUCAUGUAAAGGUGAGAUGAGAAAAGUCAAAGCUACGAAAGAAACUGAAACCAUGAUCCAGACUCGUUCCUGACGGACAGUCCAGAAAGGUUAUAUUUUAAUGACAAAUGAGAGUGGGUUGAUGUGUGAUGGGGACAUUUUCUAGAAACUUAUACUACUGAUGGUUUUGUCUUUACAUUUCUUUGUUUCUUAUUCCUUGCCAUAUUUCUGCCUCCUGUGAUUGUGGGACUGAAACAGUGUGCAAGAGUUGUACAAGUACUUGACACUUUUUAGCAUCAGACCUCUGAGAAACACACGAUUAGUCUGCAAAGAAUCCCCAGGUAUACUACAUACGUGCUGAAGUACUCUGCUGCUCCUUGGAGAUUGUUGUCGUGUAAAUGGGUUGGACUGCAUCAGUAAAAGUUUAUGCUUUUAUGGGUACAGCUAGAAGAUAUCUGGUUAUUGCUUGGUUGGGCAAAAUACAGAUCCUCACCGGCCAACCUUUCCUGUGUCAAAGAUAUAUAUAUGAAGUACUUCCACUGAUGUUUGUUUUUGAUGUCUAUAUUCUUUUUAUAUUAUACUUUUUUUUUUUUUUUUUUUUUACUUUACACUCAUGUCUCUUAUCAAAAAGUGUUUGGUUUUGUAUUCAUGUUAUUACUGAAUGUAUGUAGACUUGUUUCUUUUGAUGACCAAGAUGUCUAAGAGUAUCCAUGCUGACUUUAUAAAAAAAUCUGGUUUUAAUGUUAACACAAUGUUAAAACUGGAAUGAUAAUCAUACUAUGAUAAGUGUACAUAUGGUCAAACAAAUGUGAUCUCAUGCUCUCUUUUUAAAUAUUGUUUAAAAAAAUUGUUUUUAUAUCCCUCGAUACAAAUGUCUGUUUUCAUCUUUUUAAACUUCUGAUGUUUGCAAGUUUUUCUUGUGUAUUAAUAAAAAAAAUACAUUUUUGUGGCA